This is a messenger RNA of Sphaerodactylus townsendi, 4753 nucleotides long. RefSeq names its product PDZ domain containing ring finger 3 (gene PDZRN3). Gene Ontology annotation, molecular function: ubiquitin protein ligase activity; protein binding. The transcript is spliced from 10 exons. The coding region runs from base 327 to 3515 and encodes 1062 amino acids. Lineage: Eukaryota; Metazoa; Chordata; Lepidosauria; Squamata; Sphaerodactylidae. The record is from RefSeq and is a predicted model, not a curated record. Gene Ontology annotation, cellular component: neuromuscular junction. Gene Ontology annotation, biological process: neuromuscular junction development; protein ubiquitination.
AAUCAAUGCGGUAGAGGGAUUCCUCCCAAGCAUUUGCAAGGAAGGCAAUUAGUUCAGUUAGUCGACAGCCUGCAGCCAGCCAGUCUGGGCUGCUCCCAAUGACUCGCAAGGAAUCCAAAAGGAGAGCGGUUGCAAUAAUUUCCUAUUAUCGCUGCAGUUUGGGCUUCUUUUGAGAACAGAUCUUUGUUUGUUUGUUUGUUUGUUUCCUCGGAGGGUGCGCGGUUUUGGUUGGGCGACUUCUUUUUUUUUUGUCGCUAAAGUUUUGCAUUUGGGGACUGGUGAUUUUUGGGGGUUAAAACUUGGUCGGGGACAGCGGAGGACGAGCCAUGGGCUUUGAGCUGGAUCGCUUCGAUGGGGAGGUGGAUCCCGAUUUCAAGUGCAACCUGUGCCACAAAGUCCUGGAGGAUCCUCUCACCACCCCUUGCGGUCAUGUGUUCUGCGCCGGCUGCGUCCUGCCUUGGGUGGUGCAGCAGGGCAGCUGCCCGGUGCAGUGCCGGCGGAUCUCCACCAAGGAGCUGAACCACGUCCUGCCCUUGAAGAGCCUGAUCCUCAAGCUGGACAUCAAGUGCGCCAACCAGGCACGGGGCUGCCCCAAGGUGGUCCAGCUGCAGCACCUGGCCGCGCACGCCGAGAUGUGCGACUACUCGCCGGCCCGCUGCCGCCACCAGGGCUGCGUCGAGGUGCUCAACUUGCGCGACGUGGACGCGCACAUGCGCGAGAGCUGCCCGGCCCGGCCGGUGGGCAUCUGCCAGCAAGGCUGCGGCUUGGUGGUCACUCACCGCGAGCGCCAGGCCGGCUCGCACUGCUGCCUGCGGGCGCUCCGGGCUCACGACGCUGCCCUGCAAGCCAAGCUGGCCGGCCUGGAGAAGGAGCUCAAGAAGGAGGCGCUGCGGGCCGCCAAGAGGGAGAAGUCGCUCCUGGCGCAGCUCUCGGCCGCGCAGCUUGAGCUGCAGAUGACGGCGCUGCGCUACCAGAAGAAGUUCACCCACUACAGCGCCCGCCUCGACUCGCUCGGACGUAGCCUGGCCGCCGCCGCGCCCGCCAAGGGUGAAGAAACUAAAGCACUCAAUCUUGUCCUUCAUCGUGAUUCUGGAUCUCUUGGAUUUAAUAUAAUUGGUGGACGACCAUGUGUGGACAAUCAAGAUGGCUCAUCUAGUGAAGGAAUUUUUGUGUCUAAAAUAGCUGACAGUGGGCCUGCUGCCAAAGAAGGGGGACUGCAGAUUCAUGACAGGAUUAUUGAAGUAAAUGGAAAAGACUUAUCUAAAGCAACCCACGAUCAAGCAGUAGAAGCAUUCAAAACAGCUAAAGAUCCUAUUGUGGUACAGGUCCUUAGGAGAGCCCCGCGUACGAAAAUCUUCAGUUCCUCUCAUGAAUGCCUCCUAGUUGAUAUGGGCACUCAGACCGAUAUCACCUUUGAACACAUCAUGGCUCUAACCAAGAUGGGCUCAUCUACUCCACCAGUUACAGUACUGGAUCCUUAUCUCUUACCUGAAGAGCAUUCAUCAGGGCAUGAAUACUAUGACCCAAAUGAUUACAUGGGAGGCAUUCAUCAAGAAAUGGACAGAGAAGAGCUAGAAUUAGAGGAAGUGGAUUUGCAUCGAGUGAACAGCCAGGAUAAGUUUGGGCUUACCGUGUGCUACAGAACUGACGAUGAAGAUGAUAUCGGCAUUUAUAUCAGUGAGAUUGAUCCCAACAGUAUUGCUGCAAAAGACGGCCGCAUCCGAGAAGGCGAUCGUAUAAUUCAAAUUAAUGGCAUAGAGAUACAGAAUCGGGAGGAAGCUGUGGCACUUCUUACCAGUGAGGAAAGCAAGAAUGUCUCCUUGCUCAUAGCAAGGCCAGAAAUUCUCCAGUUGGAUGAAGGAUGGAUGGACGAUGACAGAAAUGAUUUUCUGGAUGACUUGCACAUGGACAUGCUGGAGGAACAGCAUCACCAGGCAAUGCAGUUUACUGCCAACAUGCUUCAGCAGAAGAAAAAUGAAGAGGACGGAGGCACCACAGACACCGCAACUAUUUUAUCAAACCAACAUGAGAAAGACAGUGGCGUAGGUCGUACUGACGAAAGCACCCGAAAUGAUGAGAGUUCCGAGCAAGAAAACAAUGCAGACGAUCACACCACUUUCUCCAACACCCUGGGAAGCCAGAAGAAGCUCACAUACAGCCAGGACACGCUGGGCAGUGGCGACAUGCAGUUUAGCAACGAGUCGUUCAUUUCAGCCGACUGCAUGGAUGCAGACUUCCUGGGCAUCCCGGUGGAUGAGUGCGAGAGGUUUCGUGAACUGCUGGAGCUCAAAUGCCAGGUGAAAUCCACCAACGCGUAUGGUCUGUAUUACCACAAUAGCACCCCUGACAUCAGUAAAAGUGACCAAGAAAGUGUGGACAGAGAGCUGGAGAUGCUGAAUGAGGAACUGCGUAAUAUCGAGCUGGAGUGCCUCAACAUCGUGAGAGCUCACAAGAUGCAGCAGUUGAAAGAGCAGUACCGAGAGCCGUGGAUGCUGCAUAACAGUGGCUUCCGCAACUACAACACAAGCAUCGACGUUCGCCGGCACGAGCUGUCAGAUAUCACAGAGCUCCCGGAAAAGUCGGACAAGGACAGCUCCAGCGCUUACAACACAGGGGAAAGCUGCCGUAGCACACCUCUCACGUUGGAGAUCUCCCCCAACAAUUCCUUAUGCAGGACUACAGAAGGGCUCGAUCUGCAAGUCAGCGAAGGGGCAGAAGCACAGGGUAGCUCUCAGAAAAACUUGCUGGCGUGCCCAGACAGUCAAGAAUCCAGUGAGGCUAAGCCACACCCAAAAGACGCCGAGCCUGGCAAGCAACUGGAAAGCAAAGAGAGGAAAGCCGCUGAUGGAAGCAAAAGUCCAACUCAGCCCCCAAAACCGGGUAGCUCCUACUUGUCCUCAUACCAGCACUCCCCAUAUAAACAUGCCCAUAUCCCUGCCCAUGCCCAACACUACCAGAGCUAUAUGCAGUUGAUACAACAGAAAUCAGCAGUGGAAUAUGCACAGAGCCAAAUGAGUUUAGUGAGCAUGUGCAAAGACUUGAACUCUUCAAACCAGAGCGAACCCAGGAUGGAAUGGAAAGUCAAGGUGAGGAGCGACGGCACCCGCUACAUCACCAAGAGACCUGUAAGGGACAGGCUACUGAGAGAACGGGCCAUAAAGAUUAAGGAAGAGCGCAGUGGCAUGACCACAGAUGACGACGCCAUCAGUGAAAUGAAGAUGGGCCGGUACUGGAGUAAGGAGGAACGAAAGCAGCAUCUGGUGAAAGCGAAAGAGCAGCGGAGAAGGCGGGAGUUCAUGAUGCAGAGCCGGCUAGAAUGCCUGAAGGAGCAGCAAGGGGCCGAGGAGAAGAAGGAGAUGAACAUCAUCGAACUGAGCCACAAAAAAAUGAUGAAGAAAAGGAAUAAAAAGAUAUUUGACAAUUGGAUGACCAUCCAAGAACUCUUAACCCACGGCACAAAGUCUCCCGACGGCACAAAAGUUUACAACUCCUUCUUGUCCGUGACGACAGUAUAAUUCUCCCGUGCCAAAGUUUUGUAUAUAAAACCCUACCAUUGGGGUAGAGAUUCCUGCCUCGUUAAAUGCGGCAACACUGGUUGAUUUUGUAUAUAAAGACACACGUCGAGUUUCUAAUUCAAAGACUGAACUGUGGGUGCAGCCCUCCUCAGCCGGGGGAAGAGACAGACACCCACCCAACAUCUUUAAUGGCAAUAUUGAACAGACAGAGCUUGUUUGGAAUACCAAUAGUACCUUUUUUGUAACUUGCUACCCUUUUACAUAAAGUGUUUUAAAUAUCGGGAAAAACAUAUUAAUCAUACUUACACAGGUAAUUUUAAACCUAUAUUCAUAUUUAAUUUAAAAAGGUUACACAUGCAGAAACUCAAAAGACAACUUCAAAUAUGUAUUUUUAACAAGAAAAGACACCCAGUAUUUUGCAAUAUAUCUUUGCUACUGUGCCCUUUUUCUGCACAUGAUACUGUUUUAUCAUUCUUUUAGCUGAACUACCAAAAUCCCAAAAGGAUUAUUUUGCAGGAAUAUGCAUCAUUUAUCAAACGGGCUGGGUCUUUGGGACUGGGUAUACAUUCUGAUUUGCCUCUUGGCACGGUUGGCUGCUUAACUGGUGAGUUCCCCAAACAUAGCCUAGCUGUCCCGUGUUCAGUAAGGUUCUGUUUUUGCUGUCGGCCGGGGACUGUAAAAUAGGAUUGUCAACAAAGUGGCUGGGUACUAUACACAUCCCGUGGGCCAUAAAUUGUACAGGCACGAUUUCAGAGGGACGGCUGAAAAUGUCUGGUUAACUGCAGAGCAAUAGCCAGAGGUAAUGUAUUGAGCGCUGUGAAUGUACCAGGGGCUGAAGCAGCAUAGCUAACAUAAUAUGGGGAUGGAGGGCACCUAUAGUAAAAGAACGCAGCCCGGUAAAGUUCUAGUUAACAUCCAAACACUUUCAUCCUCUGCUAUUUCUGAAAGAAGUUUGAAGGUUUCGUUGAACGAACAGGAGCAAAACAGUGGCGUCCUGCAGCCCAGAAGGAAACUGAAGCAAGUUUGCCCAGGCUGUGGCCUGUCGAAAGAACGUGCAUGUAUGUCUAAUGUUUUUACAAGGCUGUUUGUGUACUUUGAAAUGCCCAUUGUAGUAGCUGUCUGCUUUGUAGAUUUGAAUGUAUUGAAAAUGAGAGCAGUUUUCACACAAUCAUGACUAGUUAUAAACAUUAACAAGUAAAAUGAAGUUUAAAAAAAAUAAAUUAUUGUUUUAUAUUUCA